AUGGCAAUAAGCAUAAAAUCAUGUUCCUUUGAAAGCCUUCAUGAAGAGAAAAAUGAUGUCGAGGGUGCAGAUAAGAUUGUUCGAGUACCAAUUGGCACUGUCAUUCAUCUUGUGGAGGGUGAAGUUCCCCGUGUAGUGAAACAUCAUUCUUCAACAGAUUUAGACCCUUGGCAGAUUCCUGGAACACUAGUUGAUGAUCUCUCUAGUUCCCACCACAAGUCACUUGAAUGCUCUAACAGAGAAAAGGAAGUCAAUUUGACAUUUAAGACUACUCUCUUGCCGUGUAAUAAUAGUGAAAAUAAUGUUAAAGAUUUGUCAUUGAGGAGGGAAACCUCUGAAGUAGCAUCAAACAAUGAGAUUUCUCAAGUUUUUGCAUUUCCUGAUAGUUCUAUUCAAGAUGAGAUUGGAGAAAGCGAAGGAAUGAUGUACAAUGUUGCAGAAUUGACUGAAGAAGGUCAACGGAUUAUCAUUGCUCAUGGAGGGGAAGGUGGUUUGGGGAAUAUUCAUGAACACAAAGUUUCAAAGAAGCCUAAAGCCUCAAUGCAUAUGGGGCAAGAAGAAGAGUCCUUAGAUUCUAAUGUAUCUGAAAUCAACGAGUCCAAUAGACGAGCUGGUUCUCUUGGUGGUGAGGCUGUGCUUGUUUUAGAACUUAAAAGCAUCGCCGACGUGGGUUUCGUUGGAAUGCCAAACGCUGGGAAAAGUACUUUGCUUGGAGCCAUUUCCAAAGCAAAACCAAUAGUUGGUCAUUAUGCUUUCACAACUCUUAGGCCAAAUUUGGGAAACUUGCAUUUUGAUGACUUAUCAAUCACAGUAGCUGACAUUCCAGGUCUUAUAAAGGGUGCUCACGAAAAUCGUGGACUUGGACAUUCAUUCUUGCGUCACAUUGAACGCACGAGAGUCCUAGCAUAUGUCCUAGACUUGGCUGCUGCUUUAGAUGGUAGAAAAGGGAUACCCCCAUGGGAACAGCUGAGAGAUUUAGUUUCAGAACUUGAACGCCAUCAGAACGGGUUAUCAGAUCGGCCAUCCUUAAUAGUGGCUAACAAGAUCGACGAAGAAGGGGCCGAGGAAGUGUAUGAAGAGUUAAAGUCUAGAGUGCCAGGAGUCCUCAUCUUUCCUGUUUGUGCUGUUUUGGGAGAGGGUGUUGAGGAGCUUAAAGCUGGUCUUAAGAACCUUGUGAAUGGUGAUACGUCAUGUAGACUUAAGGUAGAUGAAAUUAUUGUUGAUUAGCCAUUAUGUGUUUGAAAUGUACCAUCUGAUUCCAUUGUUGCAUUGUAGAGAUUAUUGAAGAAGACUGAAUAGAUAUAUUUAUGAAAUUUGCUCAGACCCCAGGAUUUUGUAUAAAUUAAUAAAAAAAUUAUGAACUGAUCGUUAUAAAUAAAAUGUGUGGAUCAAUCUUCGUUUGGUUGUUGGA
This is a messenger RNA of Benincasa hispida (wax gourd), 1411 nucleotides long. Lineage: Eukaryota; Viridiplantae; Streptophyta; Magnoliopsida; Cucurbitales; Cucurbitaceae. The record is from RefSeq and is a predicted model, not a curated record.